This is a messenger RNA of Papaver somniferum (opium poppy), 3412 nucleotides long. RefSeq lists its product as uncharacterized. The transcript has 14 exons. Bases 142 to 2403 code for a protein of 753 amino acids. The record is from RefSeq and is a predicted model, not a curated record. Lineage: Eukaryota; Viridiplantae; Streptophyta; Magnoliopsida; Ranunculales; Papaveraceae.
CUCUCUCAAACCACGGCGGAAUCUGAAGAAUCAAAACCAGGGAAGAAGUAAAUAACACUCCCUCUCUCUCCGUCUCUUUCCGACUGGAACGAGUCAUUUGAAUUCACUAACUCAGUCGUCUCUCACUCGCUGACUCGCCCUAUGAAGAAUGUCUUAACGUGUAACUGUUUCAAUAAACGGCGUAUGGUUUCUCUUCUUACACGCCGGCAUUAUUCACUCGGUACUCUCUCCUCAGCUUUACAACAUGAUAAAGCAUCUAACACAGUUUUGUCGAAUAGUACUUACAUGAUUGGUUUGAGACAUAUUGAUUUUGGAGGACGAAGAAGUUCUGGUUUGUUCUCAGUGCACUCACUGCAACAUCACUUUUAUUCAACUGGUUUUACUAGCGUACAUGGCGAAAGGCCAUCUGCAGAAUAUGCAAUGUUACGAAAGGAGUCUUUGGAGAGUGAAUUUGGUCACGCGCUUGGAAAUUAUAGCUCCAGAAACCUUUCAGCUUAUUACCGUUUUGGGCCCUUCCUGGCUUUGUAUAGAGCAGCCAUUAUCUCAUUUCAGUUGACAAAAUUAACUGUAUGGCACUUUUUUCUUCAAGACAUUCGUAGCCGAGCUGUUAAGUUCAGGGAAACUCUAAUCCGUUUGGGGCCUUUCUAUGUGAAGCUUGGCCAGGCUUUGAGCACGCGGCCAGAUAUACUACCUUCUGUUUACUGUCAAGAACUAGCCAAGCUACAGGAUCAAAUACCUCCCUUUCCAACACAUCUGGCAUACAAGUCUAUCGAAGCUCAAUUGGGAGCUCCACUAUCAAAGAUAUUUGCGGACAUAGGUUCUGAACCCCUCGCAGCAGCAUCCCUAGGGCAGGUCUAUAAAGCCCAUCUGCACUCUGGGGAACUUGUGGCUGUUAAAGUCCAGAGACCUGGUAUGUCACUCUCGUUGACACUUGAUGCCCUAUUAUUUCAUAUGAUUGGAGGCCAGCUGAAGAGAUUUGCAAAUGCCCGGAAAGAUCUUUUGGUAGCAGUCAAUGAGAUGGUCCGGCACAUGUUUGAAGAGAUUGAUUACAUCCUUGAGGGACAAAAUGCGGAACGCUUUGCUUCUUUGUAUGGCUCAUACCCAGGCCACAACCAGAAUAGUCAAGAAAGAACAUCAGCUGCUGAUGUUGCAGGGAAAAAGAAUAUAACCUAUAUUAAGGUUCCAAAAAUAUAUUGGAACCUCACGAGAAAGGCUGUACUAACGAUGGAAUGGAUUGAUGGGAUCAAGCUUACAGAUGCAGACCGCUUGAGCAAAGCCUCGUUGAACAGGAAGGAACUUAUUGACCAGGGGCUGCAUUGCUCAUUGAGGCAGUUGCUUGAGGUGGGGUUUUUCCAUGCUGAUCCCCAUCCCGGAAAUCUAGUUGCUACGAAAGACGGUAACCUUGCAUACUUUGAUUUUGGUAUGAUGGGAGAUAUUCCUCGCCAUUAUCAAAUUGGCCUUAUACAAGUGCUUGUACACUAUGUUAACCGUGAUUCUCUGGGCUUAGCAAACGACUUCCUUUCUCUGGGAUUUAUACCUGAAGGGGUUGAUAUACAGGCAGUUGCAGAUGCGUUAAAAGCAUCUUUUGGCGACGGGACCCGGCAAUCUCAAGAUUUCCAGGGUAUAAUGAACCAACUAUAUGAUGUUAUGUACGAAUUCAACUUUUGUCUUCCUCCAGACUAUGCACUGGUAAUAAGAGCUUUAGGAUCACUUGAAGGGACUGCGAAAGCACUGGAUCCUGAAUUCAAAGUUGUGGAGAGUGCAUAUCCUUUCGUUAUUGGAAGACUUCUUGCAGAUCCUCAUCCUGAUAUGAGGAAAAUAUUGAUGCAGCUACUUAUUCGUAAUGAUGGCUCCGUUAGAUGGAAUCGGCUUGAACGCCUGGUUGUUGCAAUCUCUGAGCAAGCUUCUGGAUCAGCCGAGGAACCUCUUGAUAACCCUGCUUCUGGAUGGAAAUUCUUUGACAUGCGUUCUGUUGUUGCUGCGACCGAAGAUCUUUUUCAUUUCAUUCUGUCAGAGAAGGGUUGGAGGGUGAGGGUCUUUCUAGUUCAGGAUAUUAUUAGAGCAGCUGAUGACUUUCUUCAAGAUGAAGUUCUUCCACGUGUCUUGCACGAAAAAUUUCAAAGGAAAGAUCCACCAAAUGAGGGACCCACUGCAAGUGCUAGGCUGAAUAACGGGUUCCAAUCACUUUAUCGAGCAGUAAAGGCUGCCCCAGAAGUGUGGGCAGCCAUGAUUAUACGCCUGGCGGCAAAACCUGAGAUUCAUCGGUUCAAUAUAGAGAUUAUCUGUGCUUUGGUGAAGCAUUCCAAUAAAGAGCUCCCGGAAGCUCUUUUUCUUUGUAUUUCUAAGUAUCUACAUAAGUUGGAGCAAGAGAAGUACAGGUCCGAUGAUUUUGAACAUCGGUAAACAUCAGGUGGUUUAAUUUUGUCCAAUGUUUAUAUAAUGUCGGGGCUAAUUGGAUAUAUAGCCUCCUGGGAAACGCACAUAAAACUUCGAAGCGGAAGAGUUGGGGAUAUGGGGUCAUGCAGGGGUUUAUAGGGGCUCCUGGGGCUGCUGAGGUAUACCCCGAGGUUGAGGUUUUCUUUUAUACACAUUAUCUAUGAUAUGGGAGAAGUUCUGUUGCGAAGAAGAGUACAUAUACUGGUCAGAUUCGUCGAUUGUUAGCAUUUCUGAAUUUAUUAUUAUGUAAACGAGGUUCCUAAGAAAUUUGUAUUUGGACCUCAUGCAUUAUACGCAAUAACAAUCAGAUAGCGAAAGUUUUCCUCCUUUUUGUUACUUUACUCUUGAGUUGGUUCCCAAAAUGGUGUUUAAACAGGAAAACUCAAUCUUAUGGGUCAACCUUGCAGUAAUGUAUAUCUGUAGAAGUAUGAUAUAUUAGUCAAAAUAACUGUGCGGAUAGGGAGGCGUGUAUGUAAUGGUGAAGCUUCUUGGGAAACUUUAUUUGAUUUUCGAAACAAGGCUGACGUUGCAACUUUGUUUAACUCUUGUUCAGGAGGUUCAAGUUUUGACCCUGAUGUCUGUCUGUUCACAGUUGAAAAGCUAAUUCAAAUGUACCAAAGAUCAGGCAUGCUUUGCUUGUUCUGAAGGAUAAAUCCCGUUGGUGUGCUGCAGAUAUUUGCGUCAGCGAAAAUUUGUUGUGGCCUUAAAUCUGUGAUUCUACAUACUUCUGUAGUUAAUUUUUCUUACUGCAAAUGGGCAAGAGUAUUUGCAUCCGCAAGCAGCUAAGAAUGGGAUUGAGGUGUCAGGUAUGAACUACUUUCGUGAAGCAAGAAAUUCUGGGAUGAUUCGAGUAAGGUCCUAUGAGAACAUGAGUUGCUUAAUCAUCAGUCUUAUCACACAAUCCAAUCACCAGUCUUGAAAAAAUUAUCCAUUGUAUUACCUUAUUAGAUACUAUUCCAUCUUUUUUACUAAAUUA